AUGAUAACCCUUGAAUACUCAAAUACAGCAGAUGACAUACAGCGCGACGCGCAAGACUGGCUCAGCCAACUCGAAUACGCAGUUAUCAGCAAUGACAAAAUGAACGAAUUUUUCGAAAGUUAUGUAAAAGAUGGAGUUAUGGACGUGGAAGCUGUGAAUCGAGCUAUAGUAGAGUGCCACUCUCAGGUCUUAUGGAAGCGACCUGAAGCAUAUCUCGCAAUCAUAGAGUCAAUUGAGUGUACUGCGAAAGACUUCCACAGAAUCUCCACAGAACGUAGGCAGGAUGAAACUUUUGGGAUGAUUCAUGCCAGAAUCCUUUCAAGAUUGAAUUUCUUCAAAAUGAGGUUGCAGGGCAACCGAGUCUACGCUGAUACCACUUUGAGAAGACUUGACUUCCUGAGGAGUGCAUUCAGUAUGGCAAUUGCUCAAAGAGAGAGUAAACUCAACUUCGAAAUUGCAGGCGAUCAAAAGAGGCUCGCUUGGGCGGCAAGGCGUGACUCUUCAUCAAUGAAAGGGCUUUCACUUUUGGCAACGAUUCUUCUCCCGAGCACCUAUCUAUCGUCUAUUUUCUCAACAACUUUCUUCAACUUCCAAGGCGCACCGGAUACGACAACUGUUAAUUCCCCACAAUUCUGGAUAUACUGGGCCGUUACUAUUCCUACGACGUUGAUAAUCGUGGGUUUAUGGAUUAUUUGGGAGCAACGUAAGAGGAGGAAAGAUACAAAAGAGGAAAUAGCCAUGAAGGAGAAGGUAAAGAGAUUAGAGGCGGAGAUUAUGAUGGAAAUGAGGAGCAGAUCACUGAGGUUUCGCGUGCAACAGCUACCUAAUAAUUAG
Molecule: messenger RNA, 834 nt
Organism: Glarea lozoyensis ATCC 20868
Lineage: Eukaryota; Fungi; Ascomycota; Leotiomycetes; Helotiales; Helotiaceae
Exons: 3
Coding region: 1-834 (277 amino acids)
Source: RefSeq, a predicted model, not a curated record